UGUAAAGCUCUAUCUGAUCACGGAUCUACUGCGCGGUGUUUCGAAGCAGCAGCGUAGUAUAAUGAUGUGAAGUGAAUUCAGCAGAUGGCAGUAUCUGUCAGACCCGCGUGAGCGCCUCAACAAUGACACUUGCAACAUUGUAACAUUAAAACAUUCGAACGCGGUGCGCGCAGAUACAAUGCAUCGACCGCGACAGACGCUGUCGAGCCAAAGCAGAAACGCCGACGAGGAUUAAACCUGCGAUGGCUCUCCAUUUCUCUCUCACGUCUCUCGGGGAGCUCCAAUCGCUCGCUACUCGAACCGACAGCUAAUACUGCCAGGCACAGGCGGCUGCGUGCGUUACACGGGGCUCAUGGCGGAGUUUGUCGCCGAGAACUGCGGGGUCUCAUCGCCGAGCGCUGGCGGGAAAUCCGCCCAGCCCGGCGAUGGUGCGGACGGCAGAGCUGCGAGCGAGGUGUCGGUCUCAAACGGGGACUGUGGACUGUGUGCGCCCGAGAACCAGGGGCUCAAGACGGCCAACGCGUCUGUGGAGCUGGACGGCAAAACUAGAAUCCCACGGAAGGCCAGUAUUAUUAAGGAUGGUUCCAGGCGUUGCAAGGAAAGGAAAAAGACGGUGUCGUUCAGUAGCAUGCCAACAGAGAAGAAGAUCAGCAGUGCAAGCGACUGUAUUAAUUCUAUGGUGGACGGGUCUGAACUGAGGAAAGUACGCUCCAACUCCAGAGUCUACCACCGAUAUUUCCUCCUAGAUGCCGACAUGCAGUCUUUGCGAUGGGAGCCAUCCAAAAAAGAGUCGGACAAGGCCAAGAUUGAUGUAAAAUCGAUUAAAGAGGUGCGAACCGGUAAAAACACGGACACCUUCAGGACCAAUGGAAUUUCGGAUCAGAUUUCCGAGGAUUGUGCAUUCUCUAUAAUCUAUGGGGAGAGCUAUGAAUCACUUGAUUUAGUGGCAAAUUCAGCCGAUGUAGCAAAUAUAUGGGUGACUGGACUCAGGUACUUAAUGUCGUAUGGAAAACACACACUUAACAUGAUUCAGAGCAGUCAGGACAACAUGCGUGCGUCCUGGCUGGGUGACCUCUUCGAUGAAGUGGACGUCAUUGGCGGAAAAUGCAUUAGUCUUUGUUCGGCCGUACAGCUGAUCAAGAAGUUAAGUCCUGGACUGAAAAAUGUCAAGAUAGAGCUGAAGUUCAAAGAGUUGCACAAAGCGAAAGAUAAAACCGGUUCCGACGUGACCAAGGAGGAGUUCAUCGAAGUCUUUCACGACCUUUGCACAAGACCAGAAAUCUAUUUUUUGUUGGUCCAGUUCUCAAGCAACAAGGAAUUUCUUGACACCAAGGACUUGAUGAUCUUUUUGGAGGCAGAGCAGGGCAUGGCCAAGGUGAGCGAAGACAUCAGUGUGGAAAUUAUUCAGAAGUAUGAACCCUCGAAGGAGGGGCAACUCAAGGGAUGGCUCUCCCUGGAUGGGUUUACCAAUUACCUCAUGUCAGCAGACUGCCACAUCUUUGAUCCUGAACAAAAAAUAGUAUGCCAAGACAUGAACCAACCCCUUUCUCACUAUUACAUAAACUCUUCCCACAAUACCUACCUGAUUGAGGACCAGUUCAGGGGUCCGUCAGACAUUACAGGCUACAUCCGUGCCCUAAAGAUGGGCUGCAGGAGCGUGGAACUUGAUGUGUGGGAUGGGCCCGAUAAUGAACCAGUCAUUUACACGGGCCAUACGAUGACCUCGCAUAUUGUCUUCCACAGCGUCAUUGACAUCAUCAACAAGUAUGCUUUCGUAGCCUCGGAAUUUCCUUUGAUCUUGUGCUUGGAGAACCACUGUUCCUUGAAGCAACAGAAGGUAAUGUUUCAGCACCUGAAGAAAAUACUCGGAGACAAAAUUCACACGGAUCCUCCCAACCUUGAGGACAACUACCUUCAGUCCCCUUCGUACCUAAAGGGAAAGAUUCUUCUGAAAGGAAAGAAACUUGCGAGCAACUGCACCGGCUCUGAAGGCGAGGUGACGGAUGAGGACGAGGGUGCGGAAAUGUCUCAAAGGAUGAACAACGAAGGUGGUGAGCAGCAGACGGUUGUUCAACCCAAAAAGUUCCAGCUCUCUAAGGAUCUCUCGGACUUGGUAACCUUAUGCAAGUCUGUUCGGUUUAAGGAUUUCCAGACGGCUUUCCAGAACCAGAAGCACUGGGAGCUCUGCUCCUUCAAUGAGGUCUUUGCCAGUCGGUGUGCCACUGACCACCCUGGCGAGUUUGUUAACUACAACAAGAAGUUUCUAGCGAGGGUUUACCCAAGUCCAAUGCGAAUUGAUUCCAGCAACAUGAACCCGCAGGACUUUUGGAAAUGUGGCUGUCAAAUAGUAGCAAUGAACUAUCAAACACCUGGUCUCAUGAUGGACCUCAACAUUGGCUGGUUUAGACAAAACGGGAACUGUGGGUAUGUUUUACGCCCAGCGAUCAUGAGGGAGCAGGUGUCUUAUUUCAGUGCCAAUACUAAAGACUCUGUUCCGGGAGUGUCUCCACAGCUCCUUCACAUAAAGAUCAUUAGCGGACAAAAUUUACCCAAACCCAAGGGCUCAGGCGCCAAAGGCGAUGUGGUAGAUCCCUACGUUUACGUUGAAAUUCAUGGCAUCCCUGCGGAUUGUGCAGAACAAAGGACUAAAACGAUCCAUCAGAAUGGCGACAACCCCAUCUUUGACGAGAGUUUCGAGUUUCAGAUUAACCUUCCGGAACUGGCAAUGGUGCGCUUUGUUGUUCUGGAUGACGACUACAUUGGGGACGAGUUUAUCGGUCAGUACACAAUUCCGUUUGAAUGCAUUCAGCCAGGUUUCCGCCACAUUCCCCUCCAGUCGCUGACGGGCGAAGUCCUUCCACAUGCCUGGGUCUUUGUCCAUGUGGCCAUUACUAACCGUCGUGGUGGUGGUAAACCUCACAAAAGGGGGCUUUCGGUCCGCAAGAGUAAAAGGGGUCGGGAGUACGCCACUAUGAGGAUACUUCUCAUCAAGGCUGUAGAUGAAGUCUUUAAAUCUGCUGCACAGCCACUUCGGGAGGCCACUGAUCUCAGAGAGAACAUGCAGAUGCUCAUUACGUGUCCCUUUCUCCCGUGUUCACAGAUGAUCCAGACCAGCCAAACGCUGCUGGAGAACUCAGACAGCGUGUACGAGCGAAUACUGCAAGUCCAGAAAGCAGCGAUGGAGUUCCAUGAGAAACUACACGACAUGGCGAUGAAGGAGGGACUGAAGGGAAGAAAACUCCACAAAUCUGUAGAGAGCUUCACCUGGAACAUCACGAUUCUGAAGGGCCAGGCCGAUCUGCUGAAACACGCUCGGGCGGAAGUGCUGGAAAACAUGAAACAGAUCCACUACGCCGCCCUCACCUGUAACCUGGCCAAGGGAGUGGCGAGACCCUCAUCCGUGUCGGGCUCCAAGGGCCGCCGCAGCCUGGACGCCAUCCCGGAGACCAUGGCGGAGAAGGCGGUCGGGGAGGACGACAUCACAGACGAGGAGAACUGAGGGGGCCGAAGCGUCCCGCCAAAUCCCAUAAAUCCUCUCCCAGGUUCGGCGUGUACCGAGAGAGCAUUUCGAAAGAUCUCCGCGCGUCUUGCCCGCAGGACACUUCAGAAUGAAACGGAGCCAAGGCCUCCUCUACUUCCCGUUCCCGUCCCCUGUCCGUGUCUCUCCGGGGUCAGGUGGGUGUCGACGAGGCCGAACUUGGCUCCAGGUCUUUCUACAAGCACAAACUUUGAGUAUUAGGAGGAAUUAGAACUGAAGCCAUGAAUGUAACGAGACGUCGUGUGCGAGGAAAGAAGGAAGCUGUUUACAAUAAAGAACUACUUCGUGUUCUGUCUGCUAAAAUAGUAUGUGUGUGUAUAUACAGUAUAAAUAUAUAUAUGGAGAUCUGUUACCUUUUUUGCUAUGUGAACUUUUAAUGGAUCAGAUUAUUUUGUUAUGAGAAAUGGAUGUUUCAAAGAGCUCUUAUUUUAUUUGCUUGUACAGAACUUGAGAUGUGGAUCUUACGAGACGGCCCCGGCCCUUGAUGGGCUUUUUAAAAAUUAUUUGUAUAAAUGCAGGAGGAUUUUGAGGAUGUGGUUCGAGAGAGAAUCUAGUUUUAGAUAUUACCAGCAGCUACUGUACAUGUGAAUAGGUGAGAGUCUCUGGAUGAUAGUUUUGUCUCUUUGGCCACGUGCACAAUGCAAAAUUGAAAUGCAGAUGGUUUUAUCCAAAGCAACUUACAAAUGAAAAUUUCCGUAAAAUUGUCAUUCUGUGUGUAUACAGAAUACAGGCCUGACGAUUUAGCAUAACGUGUUCCUAAAAAAGAAACACGAAAGCCAACAGUUUAACCCAGUGGUUCUCAACGCCCAAAAUUGUCCACAACUAUAUUUGAAGGUCCCCCUUAAUUUAAAGGAUUAAAAAUAGAUUUUUUUACUCUAUAAAAUCUAUUUGAAUAUGGC
Messenger RNA from Sinocyclocheilus rhinocerous, 4437 nucleotides. Its product is annotated as inactive phospholipase C-like protein 2. The transcript has 6 exons. Gene Ontology annotation, biological process: regulation of synaptic transmission, GABAergic; phosphatidylinositol-mediated signaling; release of sequestered calcium ion into cytosol. The coding region runs from base 353 to 3499 and encodes 1048 amino acids. The record is from RefSeq and is a predicted model, not a curated record. Gene Ontology annotation, molecular function: phosphatidylinositol-4,5-bisphosphate phospholipase C activity. NCBI's taxonomy places the organism in Eukaryota, Metazoa, Chordata, Actinopteri, Cypriniformes, Cyprinidae.